Messenger RNA from Aspergillus aculeatus ATCC 16872, 960 nucleotides. Its product is annotated as NmrA-like family protein. The transcript has a single exon. The record is from RefSeq and is a predicted model, not a curated record. Lineage: Eukaryota; Fungi; Ascomycota; Eurotiomycetes; Eurotiales; Aspergillaceae. Bases 1 to 960 code for a protein of 319 amino acids.
AUGGCUCCCUCAAUCCUCAUCGCCGGCGCGACCGGCAACACCGGCCGAAACGUCGUCAAAACCCUAUCCCAACUGCUAGCGACGACCGACACCCUCCCCAACCACCGCAUCCUCGCCCUCACCCGCUCCCCCCAGAGCGCGAUCGCGCAGCAGCUCGCCCAACUACCGGGCGUGGAGGUCAUCGAGCAGAACUGGGUCGACCUGACCCCAUCCUGGCUCCAAGAACACGGCGUGGUCCGCGCGUUCCUCGCCGCGCACAACCAACCCAACCAAUUCGCCGAGGAAUCGACCUUCCACGUCGCCGCCCUGCGCGCCGGGGUCAAGUACGUGGUGCGCAUCUCGACGACGGCCGCGAACAUCCGCCCGGACUGCGACGCCUACUACGCCCGGGCCCACUGGGCCAUUGAGAGCCUCCUGAGCUCACCGGAGUUCCACGGCCUGCAGUGGACCUCCCUCCAGCCGAAUGUCUUUGCCGGGCUGUGGCUUGCCUCCGCCGCGGAGUUCAUCAAGCAGUCCCGUAAGAACGCAAAGCCGGGGACGCUGAGGCUGAUGGCCUCGGAGACGGCGCCGGUGGGCAUCGUCGAUCCCGAUGAGGUGGGCGCCCUGGCGGCGCACCUUUUAGUCCAGGCGGACCUUGAGGUGCACAAUCGGGCCCGGUAUGUGGUCAACGGGCCCGUGGAUGUCUCCGGGCGGGAGAUCGUGCGGAUGGUGGGUGACCGUAUCGGGGCGCCGGUGGAGAGGGUCUGCUAUGAGGACUUGUCGGACCUCGAGGCGUACCUUGAGCGAGAGUUUAUGGGGGCUCCGCAGUCUUCGCGGAAUGUGGUCUGGUCUGUCAAGCACGCGCUCAGGACGGCGUGGGAGGGGAAGUGUGCUGCUUCUACGACAAGCCGGGAGGUGCUGGAGAUCGCGGCGCCAAAGCGGACACCGGCCCAGGCACUGGACGAUUUGCUGCGGGAGUAG